Messenger RNA from Colletotrichum spaethianum, 771 nucleotides. Its product is annotated as norsolorinic acid ketoreductase nor1. NCBI's taxonomy places the organism in Eukaryota, Fungi, Ascomycota, Sordariomycetes, Glomerellales, Glomerellaceae. The record is from RefSeq and is a predicted model, not a curated record. The transcript has a single exon. Bases 1 to 771 code for a protein of 256 amino acids.
AUGUCUUCCAAUCAGACCUAUCUCAUUUCUGGUGCCAGUCGCGGGAUUGGAAAGGGUUUUGUGGCGCUCCUCCUCCAGAGGCCGUCUACAACCGUCAUCGCGGGCGUCCGGGACCUCUCGAGUCCGGUCUCGAAGUCCUUAGCUGACCUCCCCAAAGCUGCAGACUCAAAACUCACACAAGUUAAAAUCGACUCCAGCAUCGCCUCUGACGCUGCUGCCGCCAUCUCCAGUCUUCAAAAAGACCAUGGCAUUACUGCCGUUGACGUUAUUGUCGCGAAUGCCGGUGUCGGCGUCCCCGCCGCCCGAGUUAUUGACAUCUCGGCUGGAGCGGCUUUGAACCACUUUGCAGUCAACUCGAUCGGCCCUGUUACUCUUGUCAGCGCUGCAGCUCCACUACUGAAGGCAAGCAAGAAAGGUAGAGGCCCUAUCUUCAUGGCCGUCUCCUCAACUUUGGGAAGCAUCGGUAUACAGGAAACACUGUACAAGUCUUUCAGUGCUGAUGUUGCCCCUUACGGUGCCAGUAAGGCCGCGCUGAAUUGGUUCAUUCAAAGGAUGCACCUUGAGGAGCCAUGGCUGACUAGCUUUGUUUGUCAUCCGGGUGUGGUUCGCACAGAUAUGACGGACGGGAUGGAUAGCAAUGUAUUGGAUUCUAUCGGGGCUAUAACAGUGGAAGAGAGUGUCGGAGGUAUGAUGGCUGUGAUCGAUGGGGCUAAUAGGGAAAACACAAGUGGUUCCUUCAAGAACUACGACGGUUCUUCUUCUCCGUGGUAG